Molecule: messenger RNA, 987 nt
Organism: Andrographis paniculata
Lineage: Eukaryota; Viridiplantae; Streptophyta; Magnoliopsida; Lamiales; Acanthaceae
Product: F-box protein At5g52880
Exons: 6
Coding region: 63-914 (283 amino acids)
Molecular function (GO): protein binding
Source: RefSeq, a predicted model, not a curated record
CUCCGAAAAUCCUGUGAAAUUCGUGUUCUCGAUUUCCUGCAAAGAAAUUUUCAGUUCUUCCAAUGGGGGCGCCGAAUCGAAGGGCCGACGGCAAUCUGAUCGAUCGAUACGAAUCAUUGAGGCUCAGGGAAUCGCUCGCGAAAUCCUCUCAAUACGUCUCCGCCUGCAGGGAAUUGAGCUUUAUUUUGAAGAAUGGAUAUUCAAAAUUCCCCAAAAAUCUUCAGUCGCUCGUAUUUUAUGACGCUAUCUUCGCAUUCACCCUUCUCCCAGCGAUGCAGAUGCAGUCUGCAAUUUCAGCAGCUAAUUUGCUUUUGCAAAGCGCGGAGUCUUCUUUGCCAAAGCAAAAACGAGCAGUGGCGGUUAAGGAGCACAAGAAUGCUGUUGUUGCAAGUAAGAGAAAAUCGAAGGCAACCAGUGAGGAACCAGGAUCGGAUCCACUGCCGCAGGAUGUCCUUGUACAUAUAUUUAGCUUCUUGGAUGUGCAGUCUCUAGUCUCUGCUUCUUCAGUAUGCUGGUCGUGGAAUGUUGCAGCUUGCGACAGCCAUUUAUGGAAACGGUUAUAUAAUUCUUUCUUCCGCAAUUCAUACAAUGCUAAGCACACCAAUCGAUUAAAUUUUGUCGGGGAUGAGUGGAGGCGCGCAUACAAAACUGCAUAUAAAGAGUCGUUCGGAAAAUUCAAUUCGAAUAGAGGGUACUGCAGAAGUUGCUUUUCGGUUUUAUGGCUAAGCAGCAGCGAUUGUUUGAUUAGACAUUGCUGCCGGAUCAAGCCGAUGUCCACACAAAAGGUUUUUGAGUACAUUGUGGAUGGGGAUAUAUGUUGGGAUUCUGAAAGUGGGAGUGACAGCGACGUAGAAGACAUGGAUGAGAUUGAUAUGUCUGCCCUCAAGCUGUGGGCCUAUCCCAGAAUUACUUAAUUACGAGUAGUAUUUACAACCAUGUAUAAUAUGUACUAUUAAUUUUAAUACCCAAAUCGAUUAUGAACUAUCA